Molecule: messenger RNA, 663 nt
Organism: Mucor velutinosus
Lineage: Eukaryota; Fungi; Mucoromycota; Mucoromycetes; Mucorales; Mucoraceae
Exons: 3
Coding region: 1-663 (220 amino acids)
Biological process (GO): negative regulation of glycolytic process; regulation of pentose-phosphate shunt
Cellular component (GO): cytosol
Molecular function (GO): fructose-2,6-bisphosphate 2-phosphatase activity
Source: RefSeq, a predicted model, not a curated record
AUGCCGUUACAAGUUACUUUGGUUCGUCAUGGAAAUACAGACGCCAACAAUGAGCGUUGGUUGCAAGGCCAUGUUGAUACAGAGCUGAAUAAAAAUGGACUAAACCAAGCAGCAUGUUGUGGCGAACGUCUCAAAGCGGCAUCGUAUGACCAUGUUUAUUGCAGUGAUCUGAAACGCUGUAAACAGACAGCGGCUGCCAUCCUGGCUCAUCACUCACCCGAUAUAUCCAUCGAGUACCUGGCCAUCUUGCGUGAAAGAGAUUUCGGUAAGCUAUCUCGACAACCACUCAAAUACUUGUUUUCCGAAUCCCAACAACAAGGUCUAAGCAUGGAUCAAUUUAUUUCCAACCAUGAUGGGGAGAGCGAGCUGACGUUUCGGUCUAGAGCCAUAUCCGCUUGGAAUUUCAUAAUUGAGGAUGCUCAAAAGAAACAAUAUCAAUCAGUUUUAGUAGUUACACAUGGAGGCCCACUGAAAUACUUGAGCACUUAUUGGAUAGACAAUGGAUUUAAGGCUGAAAACGAGGACUUGAAAGUGGCGCCAGUUGCUCAAGGCAAUACAGCUGUUACUCGUAUCAAUGUUACGGAGAAAGUUAUCCAUGAAUUCAAUUCGACAAGUCAUUUACAGAAUCAAAACUCAAAUCAACCGCCACCACCUGCCGUAUAA